AUGUCGGACGGCAUAAGGGCUACGAUAUUAGAUAAUAGGAUGUGGUUUUACCCUGUUAUAUGUUUCAUACUAUUUGUGAUAUGCGGUACAUAUGCCGAGGAAAUAUGCAGGAAAAAUAAACGGGACAGGGAUGCCCAUGUUGAUAUGACGGUCACUGUGCAACCAGUUCCAACUGGUCACACUAAUGUACCAGGUACAUCCAACGUGCCAACUACCUGUCCUACCAAAGAGGAACUGGAGGCUAGGUUAAGGACACUACUGGACUCAACCAUAGAUAAUAUAAAGCGAUUUGAAUCAACAACACCUGAAAGUGUGAACAUAUCAUACGACCUUGCUACGUUGAUAAAUGCCCGUGAAAGUAUUGAGGAAUUGUAUCGUAAAGUAGCCAAUGAUACCGAGAACCUUGUUGAAUUAUGUGGGAAAUGUAUGCAUUGGGAACAGUGGACACAGGGUUGGGUCAAAAUGAUGGACGACUACAUUAAGCUUGGUUAAUAAAUAUAAGACAC
Messenger RNA from Oppiella nova, 506 nucleotides. NCBI's taxonomy places the organism in Eukaryota, Metazoa, Arthropoda, Arachnida, Sarcoptiformes, Oppiidae. The record is from the annotation of a GenBank genome assembly.